AUGUCCACCCCCACGCACUACACAGCCCUCGUCAUUGGCGCGGGCAUCGCAGGCCUCAAGGCCUGCAACGAGCUGCAUGCCAACGGAAUCGAUUCAGUGAUCUGCAUUGAGUCACGUGACCGCAUCGGCGGACGUCUCCACGCAGAGCAAGGCCGCAACGGCAAGUACGAGGUGGGCGCCGCGUGGCACCACGACACCUUGAGCAACGGCUUGUUCCUCGAGGAACUCAGCCUACCAGCAGAGGAACGCGCAGACUUCGUCUUCGACGACGAGGACGCUACCUGUCUCGUCGACAAGAACUCCGGCAUCGUCAACGUCGACCAGCUCGAUACCUUGAGACACGAGUUCGAACGCUGGGUCGAAAUGAAAUACUACCAAUCACUCGGCGUCAAAGACCUCCCAUACUUCGACCUCUGUAUCGAAUUCUGCUACCAGAAAAGAGACUUGCUCACAAACGACCAAUUGUUCCACUUGCCCCAAUUGCUCAGGUAUAUGGAAUUGUGGCACGGUGUUGAUUGGUACGGCCUUAGCGGCAAGUUCUCGGGCAUCGAACACAACGGCAGAAAUGCCCUCGUCUUCUCCUACGAUAAAAUCGUCUCAAGAAUCGCAAAACCAAUAAAAGACAAGAUCCACCUCAACGAGUCCGUGUCCCUUGUGAAAAAAUUGCCCAACGGCGGGUUCCAAGUGCAAUCAGAUAAGGGCAAUUACACCUGCGAUUACUGUAUAGUUACCGUGCCUCAAUCCGUCCUCACUUUCUCCUGCAAGGACCCCGAGCCCUCCGCCAAGACCGCAGCAAGAAUCCAGUUCGAUCCACCGCUAAACUCUGCCAUCACCGAGGCAUUGACGGAAAAAUCGUCCUUCGGAUCCUUGGGGAAAGUCAUCUUCGAGUUCGACAAAGUGAAAUGGUCCACCAAGUGCGGCAGAUUCCUUACCGCUCAUGAACAACCACAGGAUUUUGUCGAAACCGUUAGAAACUCAGAUGACUUGCACCAUCUGCUAUCCACAAUGAGAGAAAAACUACCAAGAAGCAACGACGAUAGUUGGAAAAAUCCAACAUACAUUGUUAACUUGGCUAAGCGUACCGGAAUCCCAACUUUCGUCGCGCUCACUCAACAACCUCUCACAGAAUACUUGGAAACGCUAUCAAAAGAAGAAGUGGAACAAUUCUACAGACCAGUCAUCAACAAAUUGCUCCACUCCCUAGACGCUCAAGAUUACAUCUGUGAUCUACAAGACAAGAUCCCAGAUUCUGACUCUGAAGCACCCGUCUUGAAAAAUAUCAUCACCACGAAAUGGUCUUCCGACCCAUUCGCUCUCGGUGCUUACAGCGCUUGCAAACCGGGAGACGACCCAAUGGAUUUGGUCAUCGCAUUGAGUGCGGGCCAGGGCAACUUGAGAUUCGCUGGUGAACAUACCAUCAUGGAUGGUGCAGGUUGCGCUUAUGGUGCUUGGGAAAGUGGUAAAAGAGAAGCUAAGUAUAUCCUUGACAAAGUAUUUACAAGAUAA
Molecule: messenger RNA, 1506 nt
Organism: Kluyveromyces marxianus DMKU3-1042
Lineage: Eukaryota; Fungi; Ascomycota; Saccharomycetes; Saccharomycetales; Saccharomycetaceae
Gene: FMS1
Product: polyamine oxidase
Exons: 1
Coding region: 1-1506 (501 amino acids)
Molecular function (GO): oxidoreductase activity
Source: RefSeq, a predicted model, not a curated record